GUAAUGAGCAGUCGCAGGUUGGGAUCAGGCAGAAGCGUAGUCGAGAACAAGCCAAGGUCGGUAAUGAGCAGUCGCAGGUUGGGAUCAGGAAGAAGCGUAGCCGAGAACAAGCCAAGGUCCGUAAGGAGCAGUCGCGGGUUGGGAUCAGGCAGAAGCGUAGUCGAGAACAAGCCAAGGUCGGCAAUGAGCAGUCGCAGGUUGGGAUCAGGAAGAAGCGAAGUUGAGAACAAGCCAAGGGUCAAUAACGAGUGGUAGCAAGAUAUGGAUAAUACCAGAGAUGAUAAGGAGCACAAUACUGGCUGGAGAGCACAAUAAUCUGGCAAGCAGGAAGUACAGAGAUAUGGCUUAUAUCAGGAAGUUCAUGGGAGGAGCAAAGGGUUCAAGGUUCAUGAUAAACAAGGUCAAGGUAGGAUCAUCCAAAUAAUUUUCAAGGGAGCUGUCUAGCAUUCCAGGUGGCUCAGCAAGAAGAAACAUUGCCUCUCACCACAGAAGGCCCAGGUUUGGACCCAGGC
Staurois parvus is the source of this 512-nucleotide messenger RNA. Lineage: Eukaryota; Metazoa; Chordata; Amphibia; Anura; Ranidae. The record is from the annotation of a GenBank genome assembly.